GUGGACACGGGAGCGAUGUUCCUGAAUCUCAUGACAAACACGAGCAGAGAAAAGAAGCUGCUCAGAUUCUGCACGCCAACAUCCCCGGAAGCACUCUCACUUGUCGUCAGGACAGUAGUGUCACAGGCGAUAAUAACCCACUCUCAACGAACGGUGGUACAGUGGUAAACAAAUUGCCUGGGGCACACCCUCCAAUACCUCCUCGUCUCCGCAAGAAAGCAAGGGGAACCAGUUCACCUAGUUCCUCACCUAAACUUUCGCGAGGGCGGAUUCUACCUCAAACUCUGCCGGACGCAGCUAUUGCAGUGAAAGAUGCUGAAAACGUUCAACUAACCAAAACAGUCUCUGAAACAAAGGCCACUGGCCCAGAAACCCAGGACAACAAAAGCGGCGCAAAACCCCCAAGGGGAUAUUCAAAUGCAGCGUUGACAACAAACACUGGAGAAGGUGAGAUAGCUCGGAAUACACAACAGCAACAAACGCUGCCAAAACAGCCCAGAGAUUAUAAGACCAGUCCCAGGUCUCCCCCCACUGUCAAGCAGAGGAGGAACACCCUCGGGAACAGGCCAACCGCCCUACCUCCCAAACCAGCUCCGCCACCCAAAUCGCUGGGUUUGCGACGACAGAGUCUUCAACGACCGCUCGUGCCUCGACCGCCCGUGCCUCGACCGCGCUCCUUCAUUCCGUCUCAUACCCUAGAGAACCAAGUUGCAGAAAUGACAAACGGCAAAAGCUCGGUAUCUCCGCCACAAAAACCCAGCCCUCAUCUGUCCCCUCGAAGAGGCCUUGUACCAGCUACAAGAAACCUUGCCAAGUCAUCGCCGAGUCUUCUCGCUGCCGUUCAUGAAGCUACUACCCCUGGCGCUUGUCACAAUCAGGAAUAUCCCGUUGCAACACCUCCGAGAACUAGAAAAACUGGUUCUGAAAGUCCAAGUCACAUGAGAGGGAGGCGGGCGGGUUCAGACAGCCCUAGUCAUGUGCUGGCAGGCAUUUUGAAUGAAAGGAGAGCUACGAUACCCAGAAGUCAAGGAGCAAGCCCGACUCAUGUGACUAGUCAUGUGACAACGAGCUCAGGUCAUAUGACAAACAGCCCAAAGAGUCAGGUGAGCAGCAGUCCAAGUCAUGUGACCAGUCUUGUGAGUAGCCCUAGUCAUGUAACAAGUCAGGUUAGCAGCAGCCCAAGUCAUGUGACUAGUCGUGUGAGCAGCCCCACAAGUCAUGUGAGCAGCAGCCCAAGUCAUGUGACCAGUCAGGUGAGCAGCAGCCCAAAUCAUGUGACCAAUCAAGUGAGCACCCCAAGUCAUGUGACAAGUCAUGUGAGCAGCAGCCCAAGUCAUGUGACCAGUCCCACAACUGAGAGAAGAGGCAGUUCGAGCAGUACCUCUAGUCGCAUUCGUGUCCUCCCCACACCUCCCACUCAACACCAGCUCAGUAGCGGUUCGCUGGGCGAAGGAGACAGAGCGAAAAUCACUCUCAGACAUCUUGAGCACUCCCGUAUCUCCAGCGAGCGACUUACCCUGGCAUAGUACCGCCCAAACCACCCACAAAGAGAAGGUUCUCGAAAUCUUCGUCGGUUGCAGACAUGCUCGACAUUAUGGAGGACGCACUCCCGGCGAUACGGAUGCAGUAAAGACUUCGAACCUUGCUAGAGAGGUGGUGAAGGAGUUAAAGAGAGUGACAGGGGACGGUGUGGCUGGGGAAAGUGGUGAAGGUGAGAGGGGAGGGAAGGAGGGAGGGGUGCGGGGCGAACCGGAAGGAGCGGAGACGAAAACAGUGGCAGAAUCGCGCCGAAACUUGCCCGAGAAACGCGGCGAGGUCGGAAGAAGAGGAAAGAAGACCAGAUUGAGUUUUGCCAAACAGCGGGCCAUGUCGGUCGGCGACAUUUCUCUACUCGAGACUGGACCCGUACAGAGUGAUUCCAGUUCCUACACCAGUUCAGAGGGACGGUCUUCCGUGAUGAGCUCGGAAUCUCCGCUGCUGGAGAGAGCGAGGCAGCUGUCCAAGAACAGGACAUGGUGCAACCAGCCCGAGGUCAAGGAAACUGGGAUUGUCCAGAGCCUGGCAAAAGAGACGCUACUUCAGCAAGAAGCAAUAUUUGAAAUAAUCACGUCAGAGGCAAGUUACCAUCUCAAUCUGACGACGCUCAUCGAUCAGUUCAUGGACGAUCCCAAACUGGAACCAAAUACCCCGGAAUCGGCGCUGGACAGGACCCAACACUCCACGAUCUUCUCCAACGUGAAGGAGAUCAGAAGUAUCAGUGCAAGGUUUCUGGAGGAGAUUCUUGGGCUGUUUGGAGAAGACGUGUUUCUGGGGAAGAUAUUUCCCGUCCUAGAAGACUAUGCAGCGAACAGGUUUGUCUGCUACGAGCGCUACUGUGCCAGUCAGAGCCACAGACUGAAGGAGUUGAAGGAAUGCACAGAGAAGAGCGAAAACUUCCAGCGUCAGCUCAAAAGGCUCGAGGAAGAAGCCAACCAGACACUCCAGUCUCUAGUCACAGCUCCAAUGCAGAGGGUCACCAAACUUCCUCUACUGAUGAGCGAAAUAUUGAAACGAACUCCAAAUGACGACCCACGGCGAGAACAAAUGGAGUUAACACACAGAGCAACAGCAGAGAUUGCAGAUCUGUGCAACAAAGGAGCUGGGAAAAUUGGCGAUCUCGUUCACUUGGAAACCAUCUGGAAGAAACUUCACUUCGGGCAGUUAAAGCCAUUCCUGAUCCUAGCUCCAGGGAGAAAGCUAAAGAAAGAAGGAGCAAUUGAGAGGCUCAGGGUCAACAAACGACGAACUCGGGUUCAACCGGACAAAGUACAAAACUACCUGUUUGUGUUUACCGACCUGUUUAUGAUCACCACGGAGGAAAAAGAGAGACAUCAUGUGGUAGACUACUGCCCACUGAGCCAGCUCACCGUGGAGCCAAUCUCCACCCACCCCACCACUCCAAUCCUCGACACCUCGAGCUCUAGCGAAGACAGCUACACCAUGUCGGGGGCCGAGUGGACGGUCGCCGUGGCAGGAGAGGAGCACGCAUUUCUCGUGACACUGACAGAGAGCGCUGCGGUUGCUAGCGGGAAACAGGGAGGUGACGGAAGCUACAUCUUUGUGGCUAAAAGCGAGGCAGAAAAGACAAAAUGGAUGGACACUCUGCGAGAAAGACACAAAGAAGAGGUUGUUAGUAAACCCAAGACUGGACGAAACCUGACAAUGUUGACGCGGAAACGACAGAGGGAAAUCCCCACCAAGAAAUACUGGUGGAAACAACCACAGGUCGAGCAGAGUGGAGUGGUGAAGACAUUGACACAGCUUCAACUCGAGCUACAAGAGGCGAUAUUUGAGGUGGUGACGUCGGAAGAGGAACACCUGGCAACCAUGGAAACGCUCGUCAACCACUACAUGUCCGACUCCGGUCUGGACCCCAGCUACCCCGAGGAACAGAGGGUCCUCAGCGAAGAGGAAUACAACGACAUCUUCCGAUACGUCAAAGACGUCUUGCUCAUCAGCGGAGGGUUGCUGAAGACGCUACAUGCCAGACAGCGAGAGAACGUCGUCGUGGAUACCAUCUGCGAUAUUCUACUUCUCUGUGUUGAAAGAAGGUUCCAGGGCUACAUCCGCUACUGUACCAACCUACCAAACAGCUUGGAGCAACUCGAUACCAGCAUAGAGAAGAACGAGCCGUUUCGCGGCUACCUGAGACAGCUGGAAGAGGACCAGCGACCGCUCCGCUCCCUCCUGAAGGCCCCCAUGGACCACGUCUCCCACCUGCCACAACUGCUGAGGAACAUUCUCAGGAAGACGCCCACCACUGAGCUCAACCACUGUCUGGUCGAGGCCACUCUCAGGGCUCUGGAAAAGGUGGAGAGACUGUGUACCAGUGGACAACAGAAGGUUGAGAAGAUCAAGGAACUGUAUCUACUGGAGAAUCAAUUGGACUUUGGCAGCAUCAAGCCAUUCUCGCUGGUGUCGGUUGGACGAUCUCUCCUAAAACAAGGCUCUCUUACUAAACUGAAAGUCUCCCAGUGGUUUGGGAAAGCAGUCCGAAAGAAAACAAACUACCUCAUCAUCCUCUCCGACUGUCUACUCAUCACCAAGAGAAUUGAGAACGUAUACAAAGUGAUGGACAUGGUUCCCCUGGGCAGAGUUCUAGUUGAAGUAGUAGAACCUCAUGCAGUUGAGCACCACUCAUCGCUGACUGGAGGCGAGGAUGUGCUGGUCGGGGCACGGUGGGCCGUUUCAAAGGCGGGGGAGAACCACGCUUUUCUCGUCACUCUGCCCGACGUAAAGCGAAGCUACACCUUCGUCACCAAGAGUGAGCAGGAGAGGGCGGAGUGGAUAGAGGCUCUCACUGAGCAGAAUCUCAUGUCGUUUGAGGAAGAGACUGACUCCAGUCUCACGUGGGAGUAUUUCUACAUGGAGGCUGUAGCUGACUACUGCCCAGCCAGCGAAUGCAGAGCCCCUGAAGAUCUGGACAUGAGGAGAGGCGAACUCCUCAGAGUAUACAGAGCCAACAAUGGUUAGUUUACUGAGAGUAUGCAGAGUUUUACUGAGAUUAACAGAGUUUACUGAGGGUAUACAGAACAUAAUAUCCGGAGUGUACAGGACAAAACAUCUAAUUAACUGAGAGUAUGCAGAGUUUCACUAAAAGUAUACAAAAUAGUUUACUGAGAGUAUGCAAACCAAAACAUCUAGUUUACUGAGAAGUUUGGAGAGCUAGUUUACCGAGAGUAUACAAAAUAUAGCAUCUAGUUUACUGGGAGUAAACAGAACACUGAGAGUAGAUUACUGAAGUAUACAGGAAUUUACUGAGUGUGUGUCCACAGACUGGUGCGAGGGGCUGAGGUUACACGACUUGCACUGGGGACGAAUCCCCACCAAACACCUGUGUCACGCCCCUCCCGGUGGACGGAGGGAGACAGAUGGGGCGGGGCUAGGGGAGUGGCUUGCGCAGGCGACUCACGACUUCCCCGGCAACGAAUCAGGGGAGCUCCCUCUGGAGAAAGGCGAUGUCGUCAAGGUCGCCCGACAACUUGCUGGUCAGUCCCUCUAUAGAAGUUUCGGUAGAUUACUGAGAGUAUGCAGAACAAAGCACAGUUUACUGAGAGUAUGCAGAACCGAAUAGAACGGAGUAUAAUAGGCAGAACAAAAACACGGUAUGCAGAAAGAGUAUACAAAGAUGAGCAUCUAGUUUACUGGGAACAUACAAAACACAACUCUAUUAUGUUUACAGGUUGGUGUGAAGGGAAGAAGCUCCGUGGCAACCAGUGGGGUUGGUUCCCCAGAACUCACACUCAGUCAAUGAGCACCUCUCGGUCUUCGUCCAUAGCCUCUUCCUCUCGCCACGCAACCAUCAGUUCUUCACACCACUCUCCCUCUCCCCCUCCCUCCCCCUCUCCCUCUUCCCCCAUUUCCGACCUCCUUCUUCCUCCUCCUCCACCGCCCAGAUAGCAACAGUUGUUAUUGUAAAUCACCCACUAUAAUAAUUAUAUAGUUACACCAGACUUAUUUUUGUACGCAAAUUUUUUAAUGCCAACUUAACUAGUCUUAUUGCUUGUGAUUGUGUUUUUGAUUGUAUGAUGAAAAGUAAACACACGAUAUUAUUAGGCAAUGAAAGAAGUGGACAUAUAGUACAGCGAAAGAGUUAAAAACAGACACGUGUACGUAUUAUAGUACAGCAAAAGAGUUAAAAACAGACACGUGUACGUAUUAUAG
Messenger RNA from Geodia barretti, 5703 nucleotides. Lineage: Eukaryota; Metazoa; Porifera; Demospongiae; Tetractinellida; Geodiidae. The record is from the annotation of a GenBank genome assembly.